CAGGCAGUACCCAAUGCCCAGCCACAACAAAUGUCCAACAGCAGCUCCAUCAGCCACUUCCUCCUGCUGGCAUUGGCAGACACGCGGCAGCUGCAGCUCCUGCACUUCUGCCUCUUCCUGGGCAUCUCCCUGGCUGCCCUCCUGGGCAACAUCCUCAUCAUCAGUGCCAUAGCCUGCAGCCACCACCUGCACAGCCCCAUGUUCUUCUUCCUGCUUAACCUGGCCCUCACUGACCUGGGCUCCAUCUGCACCACUGUGCCCAAAGCCAUGCACAAUUCCCUCUGGGACACCAGAAACAUCUCCUACACAGGAUGUGCAGUCCAACUUUUUUUUUUUGCAUUUUUCAUUUCAGUAGAGUUUUCCCUGCUGACCAUCAUGUGCUACGACCGCUACGUGUCCAUCUGCAAACCCCUGCACUCCGAGACCCUCCUGGGCAGCAGAGCUUGUGCCCACAUGGCAGCAGCUGCUUGGGCCACUGGCUUUCUCAAUGCUCUGCUGCACACAGCCAGUACAUUUUCCCUGCCCCUGUGCCAUGGCAAUGCCCUGGGGCAGUUCUUCUGUGAAAUCCCACACAUCCUCAAGCUGUCCUGCUCAAAUUCCUACACUAGAGAACUUGGGAUCAUUGCAGUAACUGCCUGUCUGCUGCUUGGCUGUUUUGUGUUCAUUGUUUUCUCCUAUGUGCAGAUCUUCAGGGUCGUGCUAAGGAUCCCCUCUGAGAGGGGACGGCGCAAAGCCUUUUCCACCUGCCUCCCUCACCUGGCUGUGGUCUCCCUGUUCCUCAGCACUAUCAUAUUUGCUCACCUGAAGCCUGCCUCCAUCUCCUCUCCAUCCCUGGAUCUGGCAGUGUCAGUUCUGUACUCAGUGGUGCCUCCAACCGUGAACCCCCUCAUCUACAGCCUGAGGAACCAGGAGCUCAAGGCUGCAGUGUGGACACUGAUGACUGGAUCAUUUCAGAAACAUUAAACUGCUGGCCAGUUCCUGCAAAUCACUUGUAAUAAAACUUAUCUUUGAUACUU
Molecule: messenger RNA, 1016 nt
Organism: Parus major (Great Tit)
Lineage: Eukaryota; Metazoa; Chordata; Aves; Passeriformes; Paridae
Product: olfactory receptor 14J1-like
Exons: 1
Coding region: 31-963 (310 amino acids)
Biological process (GO): G protein-coupled receptor signaling pathway
Cellular component (GO): membrane
Molecular function (GO): G protein-coupled receptor activity; olfactory receptor activity
Source: RefSeq, a predicted model, not a curated record